Sinocyclocheilus anshuiensis is the source of this 3361-nucleotide messenger RNA. RefSeq names its product cysteine-rich secretory protein LCCL domain-containing 2-like. Bases 210 to 1736 code for a protein of 508 amino acids. The transcript has 15 exons. Gene Ontology annotation, cellular component: extracellular region. NCBI's taxonomy places the organism in Eukaryota, Metazoa, Chordata, Actinopteri, Cypriniformes, Cyprinidae. The record is from RefSeq and is a predicted model, not a curated record.
UUCCAUAGAGUCAGUGCGAGUCACCAGCUGCCAAACAGAGUCCACUACUCACACUUGUUUGACUUUCAAGGAAAAUACUCCAGCCGCGAGACAGCCUCUGGAAAAGCUCGUGGAGAAGACGCACACUAGAUUUUUCAGAACAGAGCCCUGAAGACACGCUCACACAAGGCAGUCUACUGUAGUCCGACCCCGAAAGCAUCACUGCUGCCAUGCACAGGCUCAUUUCCAUUGCCCUGCUAUUCCUGGGUGCCAGUUUGGCUGCUUCCCUCUUCUUUCCUGACUACCUGGAGCUGAGGCAGAUAAUGCAGCGCUACCAGGACGAGCUGGAGCCCAACAGCACAAAAGCCGAUGCGCCUUUACGCACUCGCAGAGCCAUCGGGUGGUCGGACAGGGAGGAGAUCCUGCAACUGCACAACAAGCUGAGAGGAGAGGUGUACCCGACCGCCUCCAACAUGGAGUACAUGGUUUGGGACGAUGAAUUGGAGAAGUCAGCAACCUACUGGGCAGAACAGUGCCAGUGGGAACAUGGACCUAAAGAUCUACUGAUGUCCAUCGGGCAGAACCUAGCCGUGCACUGGGGAAGGUACCGCUCUCCGGCCUACCAUGUGCAGGCCUGGUACGAUGAGGUGAAGGACUACACCUACCCUUACCCACAUGAGUGCAACCCCUGGUGCCCUGAGCGCUGCUCUGGACCCAUGUGCACCCACUACACACAACUGGUCUGGGCCACAACCAACCGUGUUGGCUGUGCUGUACACAUGUGUCCGCGUAUGAACGUAUGGGGAGAAAUCUGGGAGAACGCCAUCUAUCUCGUCUGCAACUACUCACCCAAGGGAAACUGGAUCGGGGAAGCCCCGUACCAACACGGCCGCCCCUGUUCCCAGUGCCCACCAAGCUAUGGAGGAAGCUGCAGAGACAACCUCUGCUACAAGGGAGACCCUGAACGUCAUGAGCCUCCAGAUAUGAAUGAGGUGGAGAAGCCGCAGGAGCCAGUACAGCCUCGGACGACUCCAACUAAGCCUAAGCCCAAACCCUCUUCCCCAAAAAAACCUGCAAAUGCCAAUCCUUCCUCAACCAAGACUACAAGAACAACCUAUCUAGCACAAAAUAUUAAGUGUGAGACAAGAAUGAGGGACAAAUGUAAAGGAGCGACCUGCAACAGGUACAACUGCCCAGCAAACUGCUUAAAUAAGAAGGGGAAAGUGUGGGGAACAUUGUAUUAUGAUGUUCAAUCAAGUAUUUGCCGUGCUGCUAUCCACUAUGGAAUAAUUGACAACAAUGGAGGCCUUGUGGAUGUCACAAGAAAAGACAACUUCCCAUUCUUUGUAAAGGCAACCAAGAAUGGCGUAGAGUCAUUCAGUAAAUACAAACCUGGCAAUGCAUUUACAGUGUCGAGAGUGGAAGAGCAAACAAUAGACUGCUACACGACAGUGGCUGAGAUUUGUCCCUUCAAGGCGUCUGCCUCUCAUUGUCCAAGAGUCUUCUGCCCAGCUAACUGCAUAAACGAACCUUCAUAUUGGGCUCCAGUGGUCGGCACCAACAUUUACGGUGAUGGCUCCAGUAUCUGCCGAGCAGCUCUCCACGCUGGAGUGAUCAAAGCCAGCGGCGGCUAUGUGGACCUCCUGGCUCUGGAUAAGAGGAAAAGCUACACCGGGACCUUGAAGAAUGGCAUCCAGUCCGAGAGUAAAAGCAAUACAGAAGGCGGUUCGUUCCGUGUCUUCGCUGUUAGAGAGUGAGACGGCACUGACGACACACAAAAGAUCACCGAUUUGCUCUCAAAAGUCAGGACAUAUCAAAGGAAAUGCAACACUUCGGACUCUGUCUUUGGGAGGAAAGAGACAUUUACAGAAGACCAAAGGAUCUGUCAAAGUCUGCUAGCUCAAUCCAUGGGCUUCCAGGGGUUUUAUAUGCAAUUGUGAACAACAUUUUUAAGCACACAUGCAACUCUUAACAAAAUGCAGUGUGGUAGAAAUGGUAUUUUAACAGCGGUGCUGGUUUUAAUCGUUGUUUUUUUUGUUUUUUUUUUAAAUCAAUGAAGUCAGUUUAUUUUUUGAUUAUAUUCUAUUAGUUUUAAAUACAUGCAAAAUCGCUAAUUUCCAUACAAAAUGCAUAUUGAUUACACUGUAUUUAAUCUGUACAGAUAUUUUGUCGAUUUGUCAGACUUGUUGUGUUUCGCAUUUUUUUGCUUUAUUUCAUUAAUCAUUUUUGAAGCCGGAGCUGGAAAAGAGGUCAACUUAUUUGCUUCAAGAAUUAUUUUUCCCAUUCAGUUUAUCCAUAGUGAAAAAUAUCCAACCAUCUCCAAGAUGAAUCACCAAAUUACAAACCUAUUAUGAAAAUAUAAUUCCGAGCUCAGAGCUCAUGGUACGUCUGUCUCAAAAGUUUAUGCUUUAUUGUUAAAAUCAACUUCUUUAUGACGAAAAUGAGUGCGGAUUUUAACUUCGGGAAACUUUUGCGCUCUAUUGCAAUAGUAGUUGAGUGUGUACAGAGCAGUAGGGGGGAUUUAUUGGACCUGAAGUGGGCAAACAGAUGCUUCACAGAGAAAUGGCAAAGAAAAAGAGGCAAAACUCCAAGCAAAAGAAACCUUCCCUUCAUAAUGCAUGCAAGCCUUCCAGAGUCAACACUACUCAGACAUUAUGGUAAAGGUGUAAAAACAUUGCAACAAUGUUCAAUCCCAGGAGAAUUCAGUCACAGAGUGCAUGUUUAGGCUCAUCUUUCAUCAUGGUACCUUCAUUUAUGUUAUUUAUUAUUAUGCUUCCUUCAACUCCUGCUCAGAGCUGCAAAUUCUGUGGAACAGAACCAAAUAUUUAUGAAUGUGACACAUGAUAUAUGCCCACUUGAGACUGAAACGUCUGUCAGAGUCUAACAUGUUCCCAUUUGGUUAAAUGCUAUACAAAACCCAGAGUUAAUCAUUACUGCCAAAAGCAAUUUCAUUAGAACUUUAACUUUAUUUUUUAUUUCGCACGGAAUGAAACCCAAGUGCACAGUGCCGACCAAACACCGAUUUUUAAAAAUCACAUUAUACUGCAAUGUAAUAGAAACGUACUUAAGCUGAAAGUCAUGCCUCUGUGAAGAAAGUAUGUCAACUUCUUAUCUUAAUGCAUAUUUCUUAGUGUUUAUAGAGUCCCGGAUUUAGAUAAAACGUGGAUGUUCUUCUAUGAAAUAAGGGCCGUUGAGGACAAUAAUCCCUUUGAAGGCUUCUGUGUUGCUGCGUUUUACUUUUCACGUACUUUUAUUUUCUUUGUAACUUUCUUGAAGUGUUACCUCAGUCCUGUUGCAGCAAUAUAUUUGAGUAUUAAUGUCUUUAGGGAAAUAAUAAAUGUUUGUACAGUACAACGGUUUGUGUAAAUAUUCAGAUUUGUGC